Messenger RNA from Penicillium odoratum, 2262 nucleotides. RefSeq lists its product as uncharacterized. The record is from RefSeq and is a predicted model, not a curated record. The coding region runs from base 1 to 2262 and encodes 753 amino acids. The transcript is spliced from 2 exons. NCBI's taxonomy places the organism in Eukaryota, Fungi, Ascomycota, Eurotiomycetes, Eurotiales, Aspergillaceae.
AUGUCUUUUAGUAGGCAUGCCUACAGGCAUGCUCUAAAAACCCCCUCGGCUCCGACUCUCGAUCAUCCCUGGGUCAGUGAUGAUCUGCUUGCAGCAACUUUCCGUCGCUUCGCCAACGGUCAACGACGACAUGGCAGCUGCGUCCCCGGCCCACUGGAGGCGCGAAGACGACUUGCUCGGCGCCGGAAUACAGCACUGGCUGGCUUUGGGGUAUCUCCAGCGGAGGAUAUCGCGUGUCUAUUUGGGCGAAAUGGGAGAGAACAUAUGAAGUGGACUGACCACCCGUGGCAGAGAUCGCAUGUCGAUACUCAAGAUUUGAGUAGCUAUGCUUUCGCAACCGCCGAGACUGCGCUACUCUUCUACGACCAUAAUCCCAGCAUUGACCCGCGUAUCCCGAAAGAACAAAUUUUGACUUCGCGGCAAGAAAGUGAACCAACACAGGCGCAAAUAUUCGAAAAGUUCCUGGAAGGGAAAGAUUGGGGAAUUGAGGAUGCUCGAGACUUCGCCCGUCGGUUGAGAAUUGACCUCCACCGAGAGCCGGAAUACAGUCGUCGGAUUUUCGACAGUUUGCUUAUGCGCUCAACGAAGGAUUUGACGCAAGCAAUAAAAUUCCUGGAUGACCCGUUUUUGAACGUUUGGGGAGCCGGUAACUACCUUGUCGCAGUGAAUUUGUUUUUGCGAACGAAAACAAGGCGAUCAAACCGGACCGCCGUGCUGAACGCAGUCUCCCGUGCCCUCGAGCUGGGAUUGCUUGCAUCGGAUGAACUCUGUUCGAUCUUAAAGGCUUUGCCGCAUAUCCUUGUUGAGCGAAACAAGACUCUGGCAUCAUGGGACCAGAAAGCAUUGCUAAAGCACUACCGUGCUAUGUGGCAGGCCAUCGGACGUUGCAACAUUCUGGGAUAUAGUGAAUUAGAGAAAGAAAUUGUUGAUUCAUGGCUUGAAGAACUCAUGAGCAUCGGCGACUUUCGUUUCGCGGGCGAAAUUAUUGUUGCAACUCACACUGCCAGGCACGAUGUUCAUUGGCCCUCGACCUUUAUUUUGACAUGGCUGGACAAAUUCAGUGAAAAUUUUUCGACGAAAUCUAGCCAGUUCCCUGUGUCUUUGUUACAACGACUCGACCCUGACUGUGCAACUAAUUGUCUUAUCGACGUCACCGAACGCCUGGCCGCUGUUGAGCAGAAGCAGGAUCGAGAUCGACAGCUUGAGCAAUGGAGAGAUUGCCUAUUGAACAUGACUGACGCUUCGUCAAUUGCACGUUCCCAAGUAUGGUCAGAUCUGACGCAGGCCUUCACCCAAAACCUCGAGGGGGUAUUAACUGCCCUCCCUACGAAUUCCAAUCUACCUGUCCAACAGCAAAUUGUACUUCGCUUAUGGGUCUUGCGCACGUUGAGUCGAUCUAUGGGGCCCAUGUAUCACUCGCAUGCCAGAGCAACUGAUCGCUCUAUCUAUUUGUUGCUCAAUCUGUACGAAACCACUAUUUCGCAGACGGAAGGAGCUUUCCUUGCAGACCUAUUGCAUGGCAUUCACAUUCUGAACCUUCCAUAUAACGGCCUUCUUCUGCUCGCAGUUGACCUCAAGUUAAGGAAACUGGUCACCAAAACCACCCGCCACACCCUCGAACGACUUGAAACCUCUCAGGUCUCUUUGGCAGAUCUCUGGACAGACCCAGCCACCUACAACGGAGUCAAGACCCUUUUCUACGGUUACUUUGAACGAAUGUUCAAUCGGCUGGAUCUCUUGAGUCCUGAAACCACAGAAGAAUGUCUUCGCCUCGCCAGAGUAGGUGACUCAAAAAGCAUCUGGUCGAUCACCAGGCUCCUGCGCAACCAUACGCCAUUCAAACUUUGUCUCCACAAGGCCUGGGUGCCCAUGCCACAUGCGGAUGAGAAAGUUCUCGUCCGCUACCACCCCGGACCACGAGACAGCAGAUGCCCUGAUCCUUAUGCUGCCGUUGAAUUCAUCCACCAGCUGGCUGUCGCAUUCUCCUGCUGCCAGCAGUUGACUCCCUCUCGCUCCUUUCACCUUAUCCACUGGCUUUACGACUACCUUCGCAAACAUGGUGGGCCUGUCUACCCGUCUUUGGUACGGGCAAUGUACCAUGCUGGUGUGGUGCGGUAUCGUCGUGAAGGACGACGCAUUUCGCCUACUCAGUAUGAGUAUAUCAUGUGGAUCAUUGAGAAGUUUGAAGGACAGGAUGUUGUUCGAGAGCUUCAUGAGGGACCGCAGAUUGGCCGGUCGAGUGCUGGUUCAUAUCAUGAAUAG